This is a messenger RNA of Pieris napi, 1609 nucleotides long. RefSeq names its product protein takeout-like. Lineage: Eukaryota; Metazoa; Arthropoda; Insecta; Lepidoptera; Pieridae. The record is from RefSeq and is a predicted model, not a curated record. The transcript has 5 exons. The coding region runs from base 93 to 821 and encodes 242 amino acids.
GGCUGGUGGAAGGUGGUUUAGUGGCGGUCGAAGCACCGUGCCGGCCGGUCGUCCACGCCGUUUAAUACACUUCUGUUGUGCAAGAUAUCGAAAUGUUGACUAUCGCUUCGGUCCUGUUUAUUCUGCACUUUGUUGGUGCUGAAAUACCACCUUACAUCAAAAUAUGCCAUCGAGAUGACCCCAAUGUGGACAAGUGUAUUAUGAAUUCUAUAGAGGAAUUAAGACCCAAACUCAAAAAGGGUAUUCCAGAGCUGGAUGUGCCUGGGAUAGAACCUUUGAGCUUGGGUCAGAUCGCACUCGCCAGGGGACCGCAAGGUGCCAAGUUAACGGCGGUGGUCAACGAUGUCAAGGUCCGGGGUCCCAGCAACUUUAAAAUAACCGAAUUGAAAUCUGAUUUGAAUAGGAACAGAUUUGAUUUCAAGCUGCUGCUACCGAAAUUAGAAUUCGCGGGAAAAUAUAAAAUGGACAUUCAAGUGCUGCUCCUGCGUCUCCAAGGAAGAGGGAACAUUACAGGAUCUUUUAAGGACUACGCGUGCAACGUAUCAAUGAGAGGCCACAAAGAGACAAGGGAUGGCAAGGAGUAUCUAAAAUUUGAACCUAUGAAAGUGAAGCUGCGCGUUGGUGAUUCAUCAAUCUACCUGACAAAUCUCUUCGACGGAGAUCCAGUGUUGGGACCAGCUACCAACAGGGUUAUCAAUGAAAACUCCCAAGUCUUCCUCUCAGAAAUCAGCCCAGUAAUGGAAAAAAGUCUAGCCGACAUCUUUACAGAGAUAUCGAAUAAAAUAACAUCGAAGUUUACGUAUCAAGAAUUAUUCCCAUAAUUGUUAUUUAGUUGUAUGUGUGUUAUAAAAGUUUGUGAUAUGGUGAGUAUAAUUUCGUUUUUAGUUAAGUUUCUCAGGUCGAUUCGGACAUCUGUCGGUAUGAGAAUGAGAGUGAUAUCUGCGGAGUCUUAUUGAUUAGCCACUGAGACCGAAUUGGCUUGAGGAUUUUUUUAAGAUUAGAUUAGAGAUUUUUGUGUAUAUUAUAUAUAAUAAAAGACUAAGACUUGUUCUGUUUACAAUUUACAAACUUUAAAAAUAUAUUUUCUGGGUUAAAACGUCUUCUAUGAUUGAGAAAACUAAGCUCCUAUAUUUAUAUGCAAUGAGUACACUUGUGCGUAUAGUUAUUUUUAAACACAUAUAAUAUAAAUACCUUCGUUUUAUAGUAACACUACUAAUUAUUAUAUUUUUUUAAAGUUAUAAGAAAAUCUGGCGUGAUCAUAAAUUUGCUUUGUAUAAUAUAUGGAAAUUUGUUCAUUAGCUUGUACUCAAACUCAAUAAACUUUUUAACUUAAAAACAUAAUUCUGCAGAACGUACUUUAGCAGCAAUCUGAGUACUAUACAGCACAUUCAACUAUGAAAUCGAAUGCCCGUCUUAUUAGGCAUUAAAACCACUACAUAAGACUCAUAAAAAUUAUCGCUUAUGGAUUUUUGUAUUAAAUCCUUAACCAAAUUUUUAUAUUAAGAUUUUGAUAAUUAGCCAAAACCGUGAUAAAUUUGUAAAUAUUAAAAUUGUAAGUAAUAUAGUUGCGGUGAUUUGUACUGAUUUAAUUAUAAUUAUCUUAAAAUUA